Messenger RNA from Seminavis robusta, 699 nucleotides. The record is from the annotation of a GenBank genome assembly. Lineage: Eukaryota; Bacillariophyta; Bacillariophyceae; Naviculales; Naviculaceae.
AUGAUGAGGCUGCGAGCCUUUGUCUCGUCAUCGCAAAAGUGGUGCCAAGGCAGAGUCUUUUCAGAAGUGCCAUCCACUGGAAACAGUAGGAGCAGUUGGAUAUGGCACCUUGAGACCCACGAGCAAGAAGAUCCUGUUACUGCAGCCGCCAGAGGCCUGCAAGCCCUCCAAGAAGGUCUAGCCGCCAGCAACAACAUAUGUCCUCCCCACCUUAUCAUUCUGCAACCCCAGGCACUAAAAUCCGUUGAUGAUUCGCUGCUCUACUUGCGAGAAGUCUUGCCCAUCGGAGCCAAGUUUCUGGAAGAGCACCCGUCGAUAGGAUCCUUUGGCCGAACCAACGCCCAUCAAAAGCCACUCGAUACCCACGUGGCUGGAAUUUGUCAGCACUUUCCACAUCAUUCCAUCGAGGAAUUAGCCUCCUUGUUGGAUGUAUAUCUGCCCACACGGUUAGCAUUGAGUACGGCAAAUCUCGGCACAACAGCUGCUCCCAAUGAGGAUGAUUGGGAAGCAGUCAUGGAGAAUACCGACUUGAUUCUCUGCGAGAAGGGCAAUGAUAAGCGCGUUGUAGAUCUUUGGAAAAAUGUUUGGGCCUCUCAACAAAUGGAUGAAUGCCAGGACACUUUUGCCAUUUGUUCCAACGCGGAGGAGAAAAUGGAGCUGGAUAGGAUCUUUCAUGAGUUUACGCAGCAAAAAGGUUGA